CUCGCGGGACGUUUCGAUUCGCGGGAGAUGUCAAAUUUGAUAUGGAUCAGUACGAUGUGAUGCGCGAUUAGGGAUAUUAAUAUAACGUCUGCUAAGUAUUGGUAGAUUAGAUUAUUGUGUUCAUUUAGAAUGUAGGGAUGUUUCAUGGGCUUGAAUGUCUAGGUGUUGAGUGGCUGAGUGCGGUCCGACGCGGUUAUAUUGUGUAGCCUGCAUAACCUUGACAUCAAUUUCCCGCGCUAGAACGCAGACUUAUCCAACACUCCUCUCAAAAUUGCAGCGUGGAAACUGUUAUAUUAAUAGGAAGUAUUUUAGACGUAAAAUGAAUGUUAGAUUUUAAUUAAAAUCGUGAAGUUAAAUUGUGAUUAUCAAAAUGAUUCGGUUUAAAGAUAUAACUCCAUUAGCUGUUCAUUUAAUAAUCGUAACACUGCAUUUAACUGACUGCGAUGUGGUAUCCGAAGCUCCGAGCUCAAAGGAUACCCGAUACAUUCCUGAACCGGAACUACUUCCGGUCCUACAUAACAACGAUUCUAGAUGUAGAAUAUCGGAGUACCAGUGCGCCAAUAAAAAAUGUGUACCUAUAAACCGAUUUUGUGACGGAAGUAAUGAUUGUGGCGACGCAUCGGAUGAACCAAGGCAUUGCACUCGGUGCAACCGGACGUAUUAUGGAGAUAUAGGCAGAACCUACGAACUGGAGCUUCACCGACCGCGGCAGGACCUGGUGCCCUAUGUCUGCCUCAUCACUGUCACUGCUGCUGGAGGUAUACAUGGAGAUCUUAUACAGAUUCUAUUUGACAGCUUCACACUCGGUCGCUUCACAUCGUUUACGGAAGAUGGGUGCCCAGAUGGCUACAUGCAGAUACAAGAAGCCAGUAGACCCCAAGUAGGAGGCUCAUGGUGCGGGACAUCCUGGGGUCCCUCAAUUUACUACAGUGAAACUAAAUCAAUAACUCUUAUAAUAAGACUUCUACAUCUCUCCAAAGAACAAAACAACUACAACUUUGACUUCCGAAUGGCAUACAAAGUUUUGAGGAAGGAGUACGCGACAGUUCGGUAUGGAGGGACGCCUCCCUCAGAGCGACCCUUUUUCAAAAUAAGACCAUUGCCAUAUCCCGUAAACAUAACGCGUGGCGAAGAUACGAACAUCGCGAGGCCAACUAAAGCCCGCGAGUAUUACCUCGGGGAUUUGAUUUCUGGGACUUAUUGCUCGAGAAUCUUCAGUGACUGCGAUCGUAAAAACUGUAGGUUACAAUCACCAAAUUUCCCUGGAGUUUAUCCGAGGAAUUUGACGUGCUACUACGCGGUUCGACAGCACGAGGUGCCUCAGGGGAAACAUGCCCUUAUCGUCGUUAAGCAACCAAAUGGACAGCUGAUUUCGAUAAGAAGUCAGAAAGCGUUGUAUGCGACUAACCAGCAAGAGCGAGGUAAUAGUGGACGAGAGUUGAAAUUUUGGGAGCAAUGUGAUGAAGUUCAAGACUAUGUGACCGUAUAUGACGGCUACACAACGAGGGAUCCAGUAAUUUUAAGGUUUUGCGGAGGAGGAGUAUCAGUUCCGGAAGCAAUAUCUAGUGGUCCUGAGUUGUUAGUAGAAUUCACUACGUCACCUUUUGGAACCUUUUUGCAGCCGGCAACCGCUCAAUCUUUACAUGGAUUUCAAUUAGAAGUUGAGGUUAGAUUCGUCGAUCAACAAUCGCCGACCUACGCAAAAAAUAAGCGGGCUUGUGAGUUUUGGAUAAGAGGGACUGGCCGAGGUGUGUUGGAGCACCCUCAACACUCAUUACCGCCGAAUACAACGUGUCUAUAUCAUAUGCAGGGAAUCGAUACGUCUGGUCCUUCGGGCAAGAAUAUAUUUUAUCGACGACAAUUUUCAGCUCCGAGAUUUCGUGUCUGGUUCUCAGUAUUAAAAUUUUAUGUGACGAACGCUCUCAAUCCGAAUUUGCCUGAAGAUGAGUACUGCGGAAGCCAUUUGAAUAUAUGGGAUGGACCCAUGAGAAUAUCGCCUGGCUGCAGCGAUAUUUUUUGUGACAAGGACCGUUCAGUACAAAUGUCUAGAGCCACCUCACCACAGUCAGUGAUAGUGGGUCGUCCUCCCACAAAUGCCACUUUAGUUGCGAGAUUCUGCCGUGAGAGGGCUCCAAGAACGUGUGAACAUGCGUUACUUAGAAGGUCGAGGGCCUGCGCUCGAACUGAAAGUUUUUUAUCAAAAGGCGAUUCUCUAACUUUAGAACUGAAAUUGACGCAAGGGACCGCUCUGAAGCCAGUUUUCUUCAAAGCCUUAUACGAGUUCGUUGACCUGCACCAAGAUGGAGAGCCAUGGGGUCAUGGUCCUUGUUCUAGGAGGUUUUCUUCUCGUUCCUUUCCCGAAGCACCACCGGACCCACCAGUAACAUUUUCAUCACCAAGAGAUGUAUUUCUCUAUGGCAGGGGAGGAAAUCGUAAUAUCAGCUGCACAUACCGAUUUGAAGCUAACCCUGGCGAGGUUGUACGACUGAAGAUAUGGAGCGUCCGAAGCGGUGGAAGGCUAUGCAGAUCUGUGCAUUCUGCUCACUCACCGUGGUUCAGGUGUGGUGGCGAGGUUACGGCGGCUGUUAGAGUAUUCGACCGACCUUGGAAGGACAGUGGGCCUGGAGUUGUACGAGAUUGUUUAUGCAGUGAUGUGUUUGACUACGAGUUUACAUCGACAUCUACUGUGGCUGAGUUGAAAUUUGAUGUUGUGAAUAUGACAGCAGUGGAUGACUUCCGGUCUUUUGGAUUUGAGGCUUCAGUAGAGUUUGUGAGAGUCGAAUCCCAUUGUGAAGCCACACACAAAGUUCAUGGACCGAGUGGAGAGUUACUUCUGUAUUCUUCUAUUAUGGGAAUGGAUCAUUGUGACCAGCGGCCUUGGUUGAUUGACCCAUCACCUGGUCGCUACCUCUACUUGAGGAUUGAAGGCAGUAUCAUCAAAGAACCAGACUUGGAUAACUUCACUCUUCUCAAUAAUAUAACGGUCGCUCCAGAUCUGCGGCAUAUGUGCCGAACGCAGAACCGAAUAGCAGUGUAUACUGGAGGACUGUCGCCUGUUUACAUUUGUCCACUGCCGCCUCAUAGACAGGAAGAGCAGAGCGUAGAAAUUUUCUCCGAUGGCUGGAUUAAAGAAGUGGACCCUCUAGCGAAGCAUGUGUUGGCUCCUCCCCCAUCACCGGACCAUUUUGACCUGGAUUGGCCCAGAUCCCUCUCCGUUGAACUGAUGGGGGUUGAGAGUGGUUCCUACUUUGUAACAUGGCUGGAACUGUCUAGGAGACAACCUACCGAACACGGUGGAGUGUUCGCGCUGUCGGGUGACUGUCGCUACCGCUGUCCAUCUAUAGAUGCGUGCAUAUCCCCUGCAUUGUGGUGCGAUGGUAUUAGCCAAUGCCCUGACGGAGCUGAUGAGCGCCUUACACAAUGUUCCUCCUUCAUGAACGCACCUUUCCAUUACCUAACAGGGCUGAUAGCAUUCAUCGCUUGUAUCGCCUUCAUUGUGGUCGCAGCAACUCGAAGUUGCCGGCGGCGCCGUUCGGCGCUCCAGCAGCGCCUCAAAAGUUUCUCCUCGGACACCGCAAUUUUCGAUGAGAAAGAAGUGAUUUGCUGACCAAGCGAAGACUCCGUGCGAUACGUGGAAGUAGACAGGGUCACUACGGUGUGACUCUCCACGCGCGGAGUCUGGAUUUUCCUUGUUAAGGACGCAAUGACGUCACUGGGUCAAUGACACGACGGGCAUUGAACUCGAAUUGAGAUUGAAUAGUUUUAAAGCGAGCCUUCGGACCAAAGUGAUACCGAUUGGUCAGGAUACAUUAUAUAUCGUGGUAGUCUGAUAUUUACAUGACAGAUUCUCCAAUAUUAGCUCUCAUACAAAAUACUAAACGCCCAGCUUAAUUUUCUGGACAAAAUAAAAUUUAAAGAUUUAUACUGCAAAACUUGUCAAUUCCAUCAUGGGCUCGAAAACUGUUUUGUGUGAUCUUUUGGGUUAGUUCUUUAUAUUAGUUUUUGAUGCUUUUAAUUGUUCAUUAGAUGACGAAAACUAAUCAACUAAACAGUGUCGUGUCAAUGGAAGUCAUGAAUUAUCAGAAUACCAUUAGUUUAAAUUCGAAUUAUUUUAAGGCAUUUAAGUUUAGAGUUGACUGAUUUCAUUAUGUAAUUUUAAUGAACGCACAAUUUUUUUUACCUGAUCCAAUCGGUUCAAGAAUGUACGAGAUAUUUGUUGUAUUAUUAUCUUGUAAAUAAUUUUGUUGGAAUGUUCGUUAUAGAUUAAAAUAUCGUUGUGGCAAUAAUUCAAUUGUAUCAAAAUCGAAGCCUGUGUUCCAUAAAUUCGUAUACGUGAUACAAUACUGCCAUUUAUGAAGUUCGUAUACUUUAACUGUAAUUUUAACCGAAAAAGUUUACAGUUUUUUUUAUUACCAAAAGUGAGUCUAUUGACAUGUUAUAUUUGUUUAAGAGUGCGUUUCACUAACGUUUAUCACGACGACUAAGCGAGGUUUUCCUCAUGUUUCAUUAAACUAUAUUUAAAUGUUGAAACACUGCGUAAAUAGUGUUGUUCUCUUGUAGUAUUGUUAUCGGGCAUAUAACAGCGUCGUCGUAGAAAUGCUGGUGUCAGUGAAACGCACCCAAAAAGAUACAAUGACAUGAUUUUCCAUCGACCAUCAGCCAUAAAAUGUGUUCAGUGUUAUCUAUAUCCAAAACUAAGACACGUAAAAGCAACAUUGAUGAAUCAUGUCAGUGACCUCAUAAGCAAUUUAUAAAUUAUCCUACUGUAAAUAAAAUUAAAACUAAUUCAUAUCUUAAAGUAUUAAAGUGAUAUAAAUUUGUUUCCCAAGGAAAUUAUUGAGAUUUGUUAUAUCGAGUUAACUAUUAGUAACUUGUAGUGAUAUUGAUAAUGACCUCGUAAUGGUUAGGAUAUUAUAAAAAUAGAUUUGACCCGACGGUACCUGUGACAGUCUUUGAUUAUUAACUUAUUAUUAUUGAUAAAGGUCCAUAGUGAUCGAUAAAACCGCGCCUUGCGAAAAAAUUUCGUUACAUAUUAAUUACGAUUUAAAGUUCGUGAUUAAAUAAAAUUGUCAAAUAUCAAAUUUUGACUUACGAUUCCUGUCUAAAUAUAAUAUAAAAUGGUUAUUAAAAAUCAAUAAAUUAAAGCUGUCGAAAUUAAUCUUUACAAACGUUAUAAUUACAAACUAAUGUAAAUAUAAAAUAGAUAAUUAGUGAAUAAUUGACAGAUUAAUUACAAAAUAUAUAAUCGUAAACUUGUAGGCAACCCACGCCUGUUAAAUUUUUUGAACGUUUUACGUUAAUAGUACAAACUUUAAGCGAAGUAAAUAAUUUUUAAUAUUAAAGCGCUGUUUUUAAUACGUGAAACGCUUUAAGCUUAAACUGCGCUUUGGUAGAACAAUAUUAAGUUUAAGUAAUGUAAUAGAUCAAUAAAUACUAAUUGGAUUCUCUAAAAGUUAAUUAUGGUGAGGCUAUGAAUGAAUAAAAUGAGAAGAAGUUUUAUUCAAAUAUAAUAUCAAAGACUGUCAUAAAUCUGAAAACAAUUAUGAACUUAAAUUUAACAAAAUACUGAAUAUAUUUUCACUAAGAUUGACAGACUGUUAUUUCGCAAGUGUUCUAUGAAUUAAUUAUACUAAAUGCUACCAAUAUUACUAGAUAUGUUUAAGAUGGUACCUUUAAUGAAUGAGACAGUUUAUUUGAAAAUCACAUUAUACUAAAAAUAAGCGGACUUAAAAUUUAGAAGUCUAGAUUUAGCUUAGUGAAAUCUACAAAUUGGUUUCUCUCUUUAUACUUAACGUUAAGUCUCGUAUGUUACCCAAACACUGAUAAACAUCUAUUUUUGCCGCAUCAUAAAUCCUUUUUGCAUUGUUCAUUGUUUAUUUACCACGAAAGUGUUCAGAGUAGUUGAAAGUAAUAAUAACUGCAGCUGAGUGUCAUCAUCGGACGUCCAGGCAGAGUACGAAAUUCCACCCGUAUCACCUCGACGUCCGCCUAA
Pieris brassicae (large cabbage white) is the source of this 5992-nucleotide messenger RNA. RefSeq lists its product as uncharacterized. Bases 371 to 3607 code for a protein of 1078 amino acids. The record is from RefSeq and is a predicted model, not a curated record. NCBI's taxonomy places the organism in Eukaryota, Metazoa, Arthropoda, Insecta, Lepidoptera, Pieridae. Gene Ontology annotation, molecular function: protein binding. The transcript is spliced from 14 exons. Gene Ontology annotation, cellular component: plasma membrane.